Messenger RNA from Postia placenta MAD-698-R-SB12, 636 nucleotides. RefSeq lists its product as hypothetical. The transcript is spliced from 5 exons. Lineage: Eukaryota; Fungi; Basidiomycota; Agaricomycetes; Polyporales; Adustoporiaceae. Gene Ontology annotation, biological process: meiotic strand invasion involved in reciprocal meiotic recombination; meiotic joint molecule formation; homologous chromosome pairing at meiosis. Gene Ontology annotation, molecular function: double-stranded DNA binding; recombinase activator activity. Bases 1 to 636 code for a protein of 211 amino acids. Gene Ontology annotation, cellular component: DNA recombinase auxiliary factor complex; condensed nuclear chromosome. The record is from RefSeq and is a predicted model, not a curated record.
AUGAACCGUCCGUUUGGCGCGGUGGAUGUCUCUGCGAACCUCAAGGGCGCCGUCCCAAAGACCGCAACGCAGAAGAUUCUUGUCGCUCUCGCAGAGAAGGGCGAACUCGUGCAGAAGACGUAUGGGAAGACGACAUUCUUCGUCGCUAACCAGGCCAACCUUGAGGAUAUGCCUGCGGAGAAGCUCGCAGCGCUGGAGACCGAGUACAAGACCAUCGAGGAGGACAACAAGGCCCUGGCAGGCGACGUCAGGGCUUCGUCGUCCGAACUGGCCAAGCUUAGAAGCACGCCAACGGACGCGGAACUGGCUGUAUCCCUCAACGAGGCCAUCACUGUUGUACAGAGAAUUCGGGAACGACUGCGGCCCCUGCGCUCUGGCAAGACUCUUGUAUCCGCGACCGAGCUUGCUCAACUAGACGCGGAUUGGACAAAGUGGAGGGCCGAAUGGGUUCGCCGCAAGAAGAUAUUCACAACGUGCGUGCUCUUCUGGCAGCUUGCAACCGAUUCGCUUCCGCCGCAAGAGGCACAGGACCUGGCCGACGACCUCGGAGUUGAACUCGACACGUCGGAACAUGUUGGGAUCGAACGCGGCCCUCUGUGCGCUCCUGCAAGCUCUCUGGGAAAACGGAGGAGAUGA